CGAGUGACAUCUCAAUUGAAUUUACAUUUCCAGAUCAAAUGCGCUGCUCUGGAUUCAAUUCAAGCGUCUUUGGUUACAUUUUAUGUUGCCCUACACAGUACCUACUGGGAAGGGAAAUAAUUGUCCGACUACAUUUUCAUAACGCUUGCCGCAAUCAGCGCCCUUGUGUUUAGUUUGUGUUCCGUCAACACAACGCUUCCCGCAUCCCAUGUGAUAGCCUGACGUAGCUUUCGUUCUGCGUUGCUUUGCUGUGAUGCAGGGGGGUUUCCAUCAUGGCGUCGAUGCAGAAAAGACUACAAAAGGAACUAAUGGCUUUGCAAAAUGAUCCGCCCCCUGGAAUGACGCUCAAUGAGAAAAGCGUACAGAAUGCCAUCACACAAUGGAUUGUAGAUAUGGAAGGAGCCACGGGCACGCUCUAUGAAGGAGAGAAAUUUCAGCUGCUUUUCAAAUUCAGUAGUCGGUAUCCUUUCGAUUCACCUCAGGUAAUGUUCAUGGGAGAGAAUAUACCUGUCCAUCCUCACGUUUAUAGCAACGGUCACAUCUGUCUUUCAAUACUAACAGAAGACUGGUCACCAGCCCUGUCAGUGCAGUCAGUCUGUCUCAGCAUUAUCAGCAUGCUGUCCAGCUGCAAAGAAAAGAGACGGCCCCCUGAUAACUCCUUUUACGUAAGAACAUGUAACAAAAAUCCAAAGAAGACAAAAUGGUGGUAUCACGAUGAUACAUGCUAAUGUACAAACUUUGUAAUCGUCCUAGAAGAAAGAAGUCAUACUGAUCCACAUAAAGCACUUUUUAAUCAUACAGUCACUGAACUCUGACCUUUGACUGGAACAAUGGACACCAUGAUGCGCUGGAGACUCUUUUUGAACUGCAUUUCCCAUUGGGCAGUUGGGUGCAUGUUUUAGCCAGUUGUAAUAUACAAAAUGAGAAAAUAAAGGAAUAUUUAUAUGUACCAACAAUGGAUUGUUUUGGCAAAAAGGUUAUGUGGCCAGCGAUAGAAAUGGUUUUGUAGUGAGAUUAUUAUUAUAUUACUAUUGUUUUAAGAAGAUUCUUAUUUCCUUUUGUGUUUGUUUGGGUAAAUUUUAAAGGUUGUCAUCGUGUGUUGUGUAAAAAUAACAAUGGUGGAUGCAUGCUUGGGCCUACAAAGACGUUAUUUCAGGAAGAGGAUCUGAGCAUCUUAUACCCCAAGAAAAUGCUUCAUCUUUUUGUUUUUACUGAAAUUAAAUGCACUGUGAAAAAAAUCUAGAGGUACCACUCAAUGUUAGUUAUUCCAGACAUGCAGUUAACUUCUACUGUAAAACCACAAACAUCACCACUUCCUGUUUUCAGGGGAUAAUAGGGUUUUAAGUUGCUUUACUUUUAACCCUUAAAAUCAAGAGCAGUACUUCCUCUCCGCCUUCCAUCUUCCAAGGACAGACUUGAUUUGAGAAGUUGUGUAUUUGUCUGGUCUAUGUGUUGGUACUGAACAGGUUGACACCAGAACGAUGGUUAGAACUAUUUCGUUCACUGAAGGACUGUUACGUACCUCUCUAGAAUAAUAUGGGCUGAAGUCAUUUAAUGGUGUUUGCUAGUCCAUUCUGCAAAGCCCAGCGGUGUAUGAAAACAUCACUUCCAUGUAAAGCCCAGAGGUGUAUGAAAACAUCACUUCCAUGUAAAGCCCAGAGGUGUAUGAAAACAUCACUUCCAUGUAAAGCCCAGAGGUGUAUGAAAACAUCACUUCCAUGUAAAGCCCAGAGGUGUAUGAAAACAUCACUUCCAUGUAAAGCCCAGAGGUGUAUGAAAACAUCACUUCCAUGUAAAGCCCAGAGGUGUAUGAAAACAUCACUUCCAUGUAAAGCCCAGAGGUGUAUGAAAACAUCACUUCCAUGUAAAGCCCAGAGGUGUAUGAAAACAUCACUUCCAUGUAAAGCCCAGAGGUGUAUGUCUGUUGUUGUGAUCCAUUUGUAUGAUACCUUGGUUUGGUUUGUUUUUGAUGAGAUUAAUGCUUUAAUCUUCUAAAAACAUUUAUCUGAUUUUUA
Molecule: messenger RNA, 2015 nt
Organism: Coregonus clupeaformis (lake whitefish)
Lineage: Eukaryota; Metazoa; Chordata; Actinopteri; Salmoniformes; Salmonidae
Product: ubiquitin-conjugating enzyme E2 W-like
Exons: 6
Coding region: 273-728 (151 amino acids)
Source: RefSeq, a predicted model, not a curated record